UCACGCAAGAUGGCGCCGUUUCCGCUGGGUGCCGGAAGAGGCGGGGCUAGCCCGCUGAAGGGAGGGGAAGAUGGCGGACGGCGGGAAGGGGCGGCCGGCGGCGGCCCCGGGGGGAAAAGCGCUGACAACGGAGCAGGUGGUCGCCCGGUUCAACCGGCUGCGGCAGGAGCAGCGUGGCCUGGCCUCCAAGGCGGCCGAGCUGGAGCUGGAACUCAACGAGCACAGCCUGGUGAUCGAGACGCUGCGGGAGGUUGAUCCCACUCGCCGCUGUUACCGGAUGGUCGGUGGCAUCUUGGUGGAACGCACCGUCAAGGAGGUGCUGCCGGCGCUGGAGGCCAACAAGGAGCAGAUCAACAAGCUGCUGGAGUCGCUGUCGCAGCAGCUGCAGGCGAAGGGCCGGGAGCUGAACGAGUUCCGCGAGCAGCACAACGUGCGGCUGCUGGGGGAGGAGGACGCGCGGCCCCCCCGCGACGGAGCCCCGGGGGGCAAGGGGGGCGCAGCCGGGGUGCUGGUGUCCUGACCCCCCCUGUUUCCCACCCCCCCCCCCCCCCCCCAGUGUCCCCCCCUGCUGUGUUUAGUGCUGCUCCCAAUGGGUUUUUGUUAAAUAAAUGUCUUUUUGUUUUGGUCUUUG
Messenger RNA from Columba livia (rock pigeon), 631 nucleotides. RefSeq names its product prefoldin subunit 2 (gene PFDN2). Gene Ontology annotation, molecular function: protein folding chaperone. NCBI's taxonomy places the organism in Eukaryota, Metazoa, Chordata, Aves, Columbiformes, Columbidae. Gene Ontology annotation, cellular component: cytoplasm; prefoldin complex. The record is from RefSeq and is a predicted model, not a curated record. The coding region runs from base 71 to 520 and encodes 149 amino acids. Gene Ontology annotation, biological process: protein folding. The transcript has 4 exons.